AAAUGGGGCAUUUACAUAAACGACUAUUAGAAACUCUCUCCCGAGAUCGCUCUUCUGUUGUUAGGCUCGGGAAUGAAGAAAUGGAUUUUGAUCGCUGCGACGGUGGCGAUAAUCGCCGUAAUCGCGAGGCAAGGCACGGGAUGGAGCAAGGAAGCAGCGUUAGAAGCUUUGAAAGAAUGGUCGGAUCGGCUCGGGAUUUGGGCGAUUCCGACGUAUGUAGCGGUUCACACCGUAACCCUAGCGCUAUGCCUCCCUCACGCGGUCUUCUUUGAAGCUGGCGCUUCUAUUCUCUUCGGCUUCCUCCCUGCUCUUCUCUGCGUCUUCUCCGCUAAAGUCCUCGCCGCUUCCUUCUCCUUCUGGAUCGGCAGGUUUGUUUUCAAGAGUUCAAGCAAAGCAACAGCGUGGGCACAUAAUAACAAGUACUUCAACAUUCUCUCAAGAGGGGUGGAGCGAGAUGGUUGGAAGUUUGUUCUACUUGCAAGGUUCUCGCCCAUCCCUUCUUACGUGAUCAACUACGCCUUAGCAGCAACGCAAGUCCGGUUCCUUGCUGAUUUUCUCUUCCCCACGCUUAUUGGUUGCCUCCCGAUGAUCUUGCAGAAUGCAUCUGUGGGUAGCCUCGCUGGUAUGGCUGUGGCUUCAGUAGCCGGUAAACCAAAAACUCAAGCCUGGGGAUAUGUCUUCCCUCUACUUGGGCUACUCUCUAGUGUUCUCAUUACAAUGAGGGUCAAAAAGUACUCCGCUGGAAUUACAGAGGCGUCUUCAGAUACCUCUCCGUCUCCUAAUAGCUCUACUUUAGCUUCGUCUGAAACUGUGAAUCCCGCCUAUUGAACCCAUGGGUCCUAGAAAAAGCGAGUGGUGAUGAUACAUAACUUGAUGUUUCUUUUUUUUUUUGUCUUCCAAUACACCCUUCUGUCUGGCAGCAAUCAGAUUCUGAACACAUGGCUUAAUUUGGGCAAGUAGGCAGUAUCUUAAAAAGGAACAGGAUGUUAGUUUUUGUUCUUCUUGUUUGUAAGCUUUGAACAAAACUCUACACUUUCUUGAGUUCCAACUCUAAAAGUUAACAAGGCAUAAAAGUAAAACCCCUUGAAAUUUGGUAA
This is a messenger RNA of Brassica oleracea var. oleracea, 1097 nucleotides long. Its product is annotated as TVP38/TMEM64 family membrane protein slr0305. The record is from RefSeq and is a predicted model, not a curated record. Lineage: Eukaryota; Viridiplantae; Streptophyta; Magnoliopsida; Brassicales; Brassicaceae. Bases 73 to 828 code for a protein of 251 amino acids. The transcript is spliced from 2 exons. Gene Ontology annotation, cellular component: membrane.